AUGGUCCGUUUCGGGGACGAGCUGGGCGGCCGCUAUGGGGGCGCCGGCGGCGGGGCGGGCGGCCCGGGCCCUGGGGGCCUGCAGCCGGGCCAGCGGGUCCUGUACAAGCAGUCGAUGGCCCAGCGCGCGCGGACCAUGGCGCUGUACAACCCCAUCCCCGUCAAGCAGAGCUGCUUCACCGUCAACCGCUCGCUCUUCGUUUUCAGCGAGGACAACGUCGUCCGCAAAUACGCCAAGCGCAUCACCGAGUGGCCUCCGUUUGAGUACAUGAUUCUGGCCACCAUCAUCGCCAACUGUAUCGUGCUGGCACUGGAGCAGCACCUACCCGACGGAGACAAGACGCCCAUGUCUGAGCGGCUGGACGACACGGAGCCGUACUUUAUCGGCAUCUUCUGCCUCGAGGCCGGGAUGAAGAUCGUUGCACUGGGCUUCGUCCUGCACAAGGGCUCCUACCUGCGGAAUGGCUGGAACGUCAUGGACUUCGUGGUGGUCCUCACGGGGAUCCUCGCCACAGCUGGCACUGACUUUGACCUGCGAACCCUGCGGGCUGUGCGUGUGCUGAGGCCCCUGAAGCUGGUGUCUGGGAUUCCAAGUCUGCAGGUGGUGCUCAAGUCCAUCAUGAAGGCCAUGGUCCCGCUGCUGCAGAUCGGGCUGCUUCUCUUCUUCGCCAUCCUCAUGUUCGCCAUCAUUGGCCUCGAGUUCUACAUGGGCAGGUUCCACAAGGCCUGUUUCCCCAACAGUACAGACGCAGAGCCGGUGGGCGACUUCCCCUGCGGCAAGGAGGCCCCAGCCCGGCUGUGCGAGGGUGACACCGAGUGCCGGGAGUACUGGCCGGGACCCAACUUCGGCAUCACCAACUUCGACAACAUCCUGUUCGCCGUCCUGACGGUGUUCCAGUGCAUCACUAUGGAGGGCUGGACCGACAUCCUGUACAACACCAACGAUGCGGCCGGGAGCACCUGGAACUGGCUGUACUUCCUGCCCCUCAUCGUCGUCGGCUCCUUCUUCAUGCUCAACCUGGUGCUGGGCGUGCUCUCGGGGGAGUUUGCCAAGGAGCGCGAGCGGGUGGAGAACCGCCGGGCCUUCCUGAAGCUCCGCCGGCAGCAGCAGAUCGAGCGGGAGCUCAACGGGUACCUGGAGUGGAUCUUCAAGGCCGAGGAAGUCAUGCUGGCCGAGGAGGACAAGAACGCAGAGGAGAAGUCCCCUCUGGAUGUGUUGAAGAGAGCAGCCACCAAGAAGAGCCGAAAUGACCUGAUCCACGCAGAGGAGGGGGAGGACCGUUUUGCAGACCUCUGUGCUGUGGGGUCCCCCUUCGCCCGAGCCAGCCUCAAGAGCGGGAAGACGGAGAGCUCGUCGUACUUCCGCAGGAAGGAGAAGAUGUUCCGGUUCUUCAUCCGGCGUCUGGUGAAAGCGCAGAGCUUCUACUGGGUGGUGCUGUGCGUGGUGGCCCUGAACACGCUGUGCGUGGCCAUGGUGCACUACAACCAGCCCCAGCGGCUCACCACGGCGCUGUACUUUGCAGAGUUUGUUUUCCUGGGUCUCUUCCUCACAGAGAUGUCCCUGAAGAUGUACGGCCUGGGGCCCAGGGGCUACUUCCGGUCCUCCUUCAACUGCUUUGAUUUUGGGGUCAUCGUGGGGAGCAUCUUCGAAGUGGUCUGGGCGGCCAUCAAGCCCGGAACGUCCUUUGGGAUCAGUGUGCUGCGGGCACUCCGGCUGCUGAGAAUCUUCAAAGUCACGAAGUACUGGAGCUCCCUGCGGAACCUGGUGGUGUCGCUGCUCAACUCCAUGAAGUCCAUCAUCAGCCUGCUCUUCCUGCUCUUCCUCUUUAUCGUGGUCUUCGCCCUGCUGGGCAUGCAGCUCUUCGGGGGGCAGUUCAACUUUCAGGACGAGACUCCGACGACCAACUUCGACACCUUCCCCGCCGCCAUCCUCACGGUCUUCCAGAUCCUGACUGGGGAGGACUGGAACGCGGUGAUGUACCAUGGGAUCGAAUCGCAAGGUGGAGUCAGCAAAGGCAUGUUCUCCUCGGUUUACUUCAUUGUCCUGACGCUGUUUGGAAACUGUAUCCUGCUGAACGUCUUCUUGGCCAUCGCCGUGGACAACCUUGCCAACGCGCAGGAACUGACCAAGGACGAAGAGGAGAUGGAAGAAGCAGCCAACCAGAAGCUUGCUCUGCAAAAGGCCAAAGAAGUGGCUGAAGUCAGCCCCAUGUCUGCCGCCAACAUCUCCAUCGCCGCCAGGCAUCAGAACUCGGCCAAGGCGCGCUCGGUGUGGGAGCAGCGGGCCAGCCAACUGCGGCUGCAGAACCUACGGGCCAGCUGCGAGGCGCUGUACAGCGAGAUGGACGCCGAGGAGCGGCUGCGCUUCGCCACCUCCCGCCACCUGCGGCCCGACAUGAAGACGCACCUGGACCGGCCGCUUGUGGUGGAGCCGGGCCGGGACGGCGCGCGGGGGCCCGCGGGGGGCAAGGCCCGGCUUGGACGGCGCACGGAGGCGAGCGCGGUGAAGAGGGGCCGCCGGCGCCGCAGCCGCAGCCGCAGCCGCAGCCGCAGCAAGGAGGCCGCGGGCCCCCGGGCGGCCCGGAGCGAGCGUGGCCGCGGCCCGGGACCCGACGGCGGCCGGCGCCACCACCGGCGCGGCUCCCCGGAGGAGGCGGCAGAGCGGGAGCCCCGGCGCCACCGCGCGCACCGGCACGUGCCCGAGCCGGGCAGGGAGGGCGCGGCGCCCGGGGCUAAGGGCGAGCGGCGAGCGCGGCACCGCGGCGGCCCCCGGGAGGCGGAGAGCGGAGAGGAGCCGGCGCGGAGGCACCGCACGCGGCACAAGGCGCCCCGCGGCAUGGAGUCUCACUGUGACCUGGAAGCCAGUGGGGUAAUGGGUGUGGGCCCUGUGCAUGCCCUGCCCAGCACCUGUCUAGAGAAGGUGGAAGAACAGCCCGAGGAUGCAGAUAAUCAGCGGAACGUUACUCGAAUGGGCAGUCAACCCUCGGAUCUGAGCACCACUGUGCACAUCCCAGUGACGCUGACUGGCCUUCCUGGGGAGACCACGGUCGUUUCCAGUGGUAACGUGGACCUGGAAAGCCAAGCAGAAGGGAAGAAGGAGGUGGAAGCUGAUGACGUGAUGAGGGGCGGCCCCCGACCCAUCGUCCCUUACAGCUCCAUGUUCUGCUUAAGCCCCACCAACCUGCUCCGCCGCUUCUGCCAUUGCAUCGUGACCAUGCAGUACUUUGAGAUGGGCAUCCUCGUGGUCAUUGCCCUGAGCAGCAUCGCCCUGGCUGCUGAGGACCCUGUGCAGACAGACUCUCCCAGAAACAAUGUGCUGAAGUACAUGGACUACAUCUUCACAGGCGUCUUCACCUUUGAGAUGGUGAUAAAGAUGAUCGAUUUGGGACUGCUGCUGCACCCUGGUGCCUACUUCCGGGACCUCUGGAAUAUUCUGGACUUCGUUGUGGUCAGUGGGGCCCUGGUGGCGUUUGCCUUCUCAGGCUCCAAAGGGAAAGACAUCAACACCAUCAAGUCCCUGAGGGUCCUGCGUGUGCUGCGGCCGCUGAAGACCAUCAAGCGGCUGCCCAAGCUCAAGGCUGUGUUUGACUGUGUGGUGAACUCCCUGAAGAACGUCCUCAACAUCCUGAUCGUCUACAUGCUGUUCAUGUUCAUAUUUGCCGUCAUCGCGGUGCAGCUCUUCAAGGGGAAGUUCUUCUACUGCACCGACGAGUCCAAGGAGCUGGAGCGGGACUGCAGGGGCCAGUACUUGGAUUAUGAGAAGGAGGAGGUGGAGGCUCAGCCGCGGCAGUGGAAGAAAUACGACUUCCACUACGACAACGUGCUCUGGGCCUUGCUGACGCUGUUCACAGUGUCCACGGGGGAAGGGUGGCCCAUGGUGCUGAAACACUCGGUGGACGCCACCUACGAGGAGCAGGGCCCGAGCCCUGGGUACCGCAUGGAGCUGUCCAUCUUCUACGUGGUUUACUUCGUGGUCUUCCCCUUCUUUUUCGUCAACAUCUUUGUGGCCUUGAUCAUCAUCACCUUCCAGGAGCAGGGGGACAAGGUCAUGUCUGAAUGCAGCCUGGAGAAGAAUGAGAGGGCUUGCAUUGACUUCGCCAUCAGCGCCAGACCCCUGACGCGGUACAUGCCCCAGAACAAGCAGUCGUUCCAGUACAAGACGUGGACGUUCGUGGUCUCGCCGCCCUUCGAGUAUUUCAUCAUGGCUAUGAUAGCCCUGAACACUGUGGUGCUGAUGAUGAAGUUCUAUGACGCGCCCUACGAGUACGAGCUGAUGUUGAAGUGUCUGAACAUCGUGUUCACGUCCAUGUUCUCCAUGGAGUGCGUGCUCAAGAUCAUCGCCUUCGGGGUGCUGAACUAUUUCAGAGACGCCUGGAAUGUCUUUGACUUUGUCACUGUGUUGGGAAGUAUUACUGAUAUUUUAGUAACAGAGAUCGCGGAAACGGACAACUUCAUCAACCUCAGCUUCCUCCGCCUCUUCCGCGCUGCCCGGCUCAUCAAGCUGCUCCGCCAAGGCUACACCAUCCGCAUCCUGCUCUGGACCUUCGUCCAGUCCUUCAAGGCGCUGCCCUACGUGUGCUUGCUCAUCGCCAUGCUGUUCUUCAUCUACGCCAUCGUCGGCAUGCAGGUGUUUGGAAACAUCGCCCUGGACGACGACACCAGCAUCAACCGGCACAACAACUUUCGGACGUUUCUGCAAGCCUUGAUGCUGCUGUUCAGGAGUGCCACUGGGGAGGCCUGGCACGAGAUCAUGCUGUCCUGCCUCGGCAGCCGGGCCUGCGACGCGCUCGCCAAUGCCGCCGAGUGUGGGAGUGACUUCGCCUACUUCUAUUUUGUGUCCUUCAUCUUCCUCUGCUCCUUCCUGAUGCUGAACCUCUUUGUGGCGGUGAUCAUGGACAAUUUUGAGUACCUUACGCGGGACUCUUCCAUCCUAGGGCCUCACCACCUGGACGAGUUCAUCCGGGUCUGGGCUGAGUACGACCCGGCUGCGUGUGGGCGCAUCAGUUACAAUGAUAUGUUUGAGAUGCUGAAACACAUGUCCCCGCCCCUGGGGCUGGGGAAGAAAUGCCCUGCUCGAGUUGCAUACAAGCGCCUGGUUCGUAUGAACAUGCCCAUCUCCAACGAGGACAUGACCGUCCACUUCACGUCCACGCUGAUGGCCCUCAUCCGGACCGCACUGGAGAUCAAGCUGGCUCCAGCUGGCACAAAGCAGCAUCAGUGUGACGCAGAGUUGAGGAAGGAGAUUUCCUCUGUGUGGGCCAAUCUGCCCCAGAAGACCCUGGAUUUACUGGUGCCACCCCAUAAACCCGAUGAGAUGACAGUGGGGAAAGUGUACGCAGCUCUGAUGAUAUUCGACUUCUACAAACAGAACAAAACCACCAGAGACCAGAUUCACCAAGCUCCCGGAGGCCUGUCCCAGAUGGGCCCCGUGUCCCUGUUCCACCCUCUGAAGGCCACGCUGGAGCAGACGCAGCCGGCCGUGCUCCGCGGAGCCCGGGUUUUCCUUCGGCAGAAGAGCUCGGCCUCCCUCAGCAAUGGCGGGGCAGUACAUACCCAAGAGGGUGGCAUCAAGGAGUCGGUCUCCUGGGCCACUCAGAGGACCCAGGAGGUGCCCUGCGAGGUGACGAUGCCCCUGGAACGUGGCCACUCCACGGAGAUCCCGGUGGUGCAGACAGGAAAACCGGCUGUGGAUGUCCAGAUGCAGAGCGUGGCCGUGAGAGGCACUGACGGGGAGCCCCAACCCGGGCUGGAGAGCCAGGGCCGAGCGGCCUCCAUGCCCCGCCUGGCAGCGGAGACUCAGCCGGCCCCAGACGCCAGCCCCAUGAAGCGCUCCAUCUCCACUCUGGCGCCCCAGCGCCCCCCCGUGGCCCGUCUCUGCAACGCCGCCCUGGACCGCGCUCCGGCCAGCCAGGCCGCCCCCCACCAUCACCACCGCUGCCAUCGCCGCAGGGACAGGAAGCCGAGGUCCCUGGAGAAGGGGCCCAGCCUGUCCGCAGACACAGAUGGCGCACCCAACAGCGCCGCGGGGCCAGGGCCGCCCCCGGGGGACAGGCCAGCAGGCUGCCGGCGGGAGCGCAGGCAGGAGCGGGGCCGGUCCCAGGAGCGAAGGCAGCCCUCCGCCUCCUCCGAGAAGCAACGCUUCUACUCCUGCGACCGCUUUGGGGGCCGUGAGCCGCCACAGCCCCAGCCCCCCCUCAGCAGUCACCCCGCGUCGCCAACCGCUGGGCAGGAGCCAGGACCCCCGAGACAGGGCAGUGCUUCAGCGAACGGGAGCCCCCUGCUGCCAACAUCUGGUGCUAGCACCCCUGGCCGCGGCGGGCGGAGGCAGCUGCCCCAGACCCCGCUGACGCCCCGUCCCAGCAUCGCCUAUAAGACGGCCAACUCCUCGCCCGUCCACUUCGCUGGGGCUCAGACCAGCCUCCCUGCCUUCUCCCCCGGCCGGCUUAGCCGUGGCCUUUCAGAACACAACGCCCUGCUCCAGAGAGACCCCCUCAGCCAGCCCCUGGCCCCCAGCUCACGGAUCGGCUCCGACCCGUACCUGGGGCGGCGUCUGGACAGCGAGGCUGCUGCCCGCACCCAGCCUGAGGACACGCUCACCUUCGAGGAGGCCGUGGCCACCAACUCGGGCCGCUCGUCCCGGACUUCCUACGUGUCCUCCCUGACCUCCCAGUCGCACCCCCUCCGCCGGGUGCCCAACGGCUACCACUGCACUCUGGGGCUCAGCUCUGGCGGGGGCGGCCGGGGGCGGCGCAGCUACCACCACCCCGACCAAGACCACUGGUGCUAG
Molecule: messenger RNA, 6786 nt
Organism: Lipotes vexillifer (Yangtze River dolphin)
Lineage: Eukaryota; Metazoa; Chordata; Mammalia; Artiodactyla; Lipotidae
Gene: CACNA1B
Product: calcium voltage-gated channel subunit alpha1 B
Exons: 48
Coding region: 1-6786 (2261 amino acids)
Biological process (GO): chemical synaptic transmission; calcium ion import across plasma membrane
Cellular component (GO): voltage-gated calcium channel complex; membrane; neuronal cell body
Molecular function (GO): calcium ion binding; high voltage-gated calcium channel activity
Source: RefSeq, a predicted model, not a curated record